UCCGCUAAAAGGUAUAGUUCCCUUUAUUUGUUUAGAUUUUAAUAAUCCCUCUUAGCUAACGUCGAGAAUACUGAUAUGAUUAGCUAGUAUUUAAGAACAGCGAAAUAUUGAAUGUUAAAUUUUAGCUCGUCGUGGUCUUGCUAUUCUCAGCAUUUGGGCGUUUGAAAUUAGACACCGCUGGCUUUGAGGCCCCUCUUUCCAUGCGGAAGGAUACGUUGUUGCUACCAACAAUGUGGAUGGAGGUGGUUAAGAUGUCUACUAGAAGAAUGAAAUCGCUACAAUUGUAACAACAAAAAGGAAGUCGUGAGUCUGGCAACUGGAGACUGUUUAUAGUCGAACGGGCUACAUUGUUUUAUCACGCGGAUUGCCUAUCGAAGCAAGGUCGUGGAGCAAUAGAAGACUUCUUGCAGCGCUUCCCAAUGCUUUUCGGACGCAGAGGUUGAAAUUCUCCCCAAGUUUUAUGUGUUUUCCCUGCGAGAUUCAGCUUUUCUUUUUCUCUGUUGGAUGUCAGACGUUUGAAAAAGAAAGGGUUUUUUAAGCACAGAGGGGCAUGAACGAGCAGCAGCAGAGAAUGGCUGCAGUGGAAACAGACAAGGAACUCAACGACCUCCUGGAUUUCAGUGCGAUGUUCGCACCCCCGGUGGCCAAUGGAAAGAACAGACCAAUUACACUCGCCAGCAGUCAGUUUAGUGGCUCAGGUAUAGAUGAGCGCAGCAAUUCUGGUUCCUGGGGUCCAGGAGAGCAGAGCCCCUCCUUCAGUCAGGGACGGGGCUAUGGAGAUGGUUCCCACUACAGCGAGCAUGACGGGCUCUCCUCCCCCUUCCUCAGCUCAGGGAUUGCCGGAAAGAAUGAAAGAGUACCAUACAGCUCAUUUGGGGGACAGCCAGGGUUCCUUCCCAGUGACAUAGCCAUGCCAAGUCCGGACGCCAUGUCCCCCUCCGGCCUCAAGUCGGGCUCCCAGUUCUACCAGUCAUAUCCCAACAACCUCCGCAGGCGGCCCUCAGAUGGGAGCAUGGACUCCCAGCCCAAGAAGAUGCGGAAACCCCCAGGCUUGCCUUCCUCGGUAUAUGCCUCUACAUCAGGAGAGGAGUACAGUCGAGAUGGAGCAGUAUACCCUGGCUCCUUCUACAUGCAAGAGGGCCUUCACCCCUCCCCUGACCUGUGGUCCUCUUCCGGAGCCCUUGGCCAGCCGGGCUACUCGGCCAUGCUGGGCAACUCCUCACACAUCAGCCAGUCAGGCUCCUUCUCGGUCAUCAACCCCCAGGACAGAAUGAAGCGGCAGCCCCUGCCCCUGUCCCCGCAGAACUACCCUCUCCAUGGCACUGACGUCAACGGCAGCCUGCCCUCCAGCUUCCACUCCAGCUCCGGAGGCUUCAACCACACGGCCUCCAACAACGGCGCCGCCGACAACAUCAUGGCCAAUCGAAGCACCACAACAAACAGCUCAGGGGAUGAGAUUGGGAAAGCUCUCGCCUCAAUUUACCCAUCAGACCACAACAGCAACAACUUCCCUUCAACGCCUUCCACUCCUGUCGGCUCCCCACAAGGCAUCGCAGGUGCAUCACAGUGGCCAAGACCCAGUGGUCAGACCGCCUUGUCGCCAAACUAUGAAGGAGGACUGCACGCCCUGCAGAACAAAAUGGAGGACCGUCUUGACGAGGCCAUCCAUGUGCUCCGCAGCCAUGCAGUAGGCCAGGGCCCAGGUGGCCCAGGUCACACGGGGGGUCACUCAGACUUGCACAGCCUGGUCAGUGCUGUCAGCGCGCUGCAGAACGGAGCUCUGGGGGGACUCGCGCAGGCCUUCUCCGGCGCCGGCCUGGGACUCGGCAACCGGCACCCUGCCAUGUCUGGAGGGCACCAUGAAGAGCCCACAGGCCUGCCUCCCAGCAACCCCCUACUGCACGGCCACCAUGCCCCCGGGACCACACAGCCUGGAGGACAACCAGAGGGCUUUACCAAUCUGCCAGGAAGCGGAGCCCGCUCCACCCACUCCUCCAGCAGCUCGGACAUCAAGCGAGAGGACAAGGAAGACGACGAGAACUCAUCCAUAGCAGACAAGUCUGAGGAUGAGAAGAAGGACAGCAAAGCUUCCCGCAAUCGAUCACGAAGGGAGGCGUUUACCCUCCAGAUGCUCUCAGGUGUUUUGUCAGACGCGGGAGACGACCAAGACAAAGACGAUGAGGAAGAUGACGAGGACCUUCCGCCCGAGUUGAAGAUGGAGCGCGAGAAGGAGCGGCGGGUGGCCAACAACGCGCGCGAGCGUCUGCGUGUGCGCGACAUCAACGAGGCCUUCAAGGAGCUGGGCCGCAUGUGCCAGCUGCACCUCAACAACGACAAACCUCAGACCAAACUGCUCAUACUCCACCAGGCCGUCAACGUCAUCCUCAACCUGGAGCAACAAGUCCGAGGUAAGCGCAACCUGAACCCUAAAGCCGCGUGCCUGAAGCGCAGGGAGGAAGAGAAGGUGUCCGGUGUGGUAGGGGAGUCUCCCAUGCAGCUCUCGGGAGCGCACCCUGGCCUGGGCGGAGAAGGACACAACCCAGUCAGCCACAUGUAGAAAACUCAGAUCUGAUGGAAUUUCCAUGGCUCUCAGAAGACGUGGCCUUUCCCUACUCUUCCAUCGGCCCCAUCAUCGUGUGUGUGUGUGUGUGUGUGUGUGCGUGCGUGCACACGUGUGUGUGUAUGUGUGUGUGCAUGUGUACGUGUGUGUAUAGAAAAACUGGGGUAAAUGUGCAUUGCCCAUGAAAUUUACAAGGUGCACGUACACAUACACACAGACCCGUUUCGUCUACACACACACACCUACUGCCAAAACUGACACAGCCUAUUUGCCACACUCCUGACCAUCACUACCAGCGCAAAUGUGAAGAACAUUUCUCUUGUAUACUCGUUUCUUUUCUUCAUUUUGUAUGCUCUUUAUUUUGUAUGCUCAUGUGUUUUUUGGCUUCCACAUUAGGAUGGAGCACUGGAGUAGUUGUCCUUUUUCCACAAAAGGCAAUAUUUUCACUGCCGAGAGGUACUCUGAAUGAGACACCUAACAAAAAAAAGUCAAAAUUUAAUCAAGGAUUUGUGCCUACUUAUGUUUUAUAUAUAUAUGAGACAUUGAAGCAAAUUGCUUUCAUGUGUGGAACAAAUUUUGUUUAGCAAUUGCUCGUGUGAUGAGCAAGUUUAUGUAGUGCGUCAUUCCCAACCUGAAGGUACAGUCUUACUUGUGUUGUGUAACCAAACGCAUAUGACACGAGAGGGACCUCAGCAGUGCUGGAGGCUAUGAUCGUCUCGGAAACGGCCGCAAGCGACGUGUCAUAGGGGUCGUGCGAGGGUUACCCAGCGCAGAGAUGAGGGUAAACUGGCUAGCUUGCUUGUAAGCUGUCAAAGCAGAAGAUUGAAGUGUCCAUCCACAGUGAAAAAGAAAAUAACGAGUGCAACAGACUUCAUUGCUUCAUUUGGGUUAAGAUCCCAUUAACCUGAAGUCAAGGGCACAGUGUUAAGUGUGAAAUAGCAGUGCAGGGUUUUCCCAGCACAAGCAUGGUUUCAGUCACCUCAUCCCGUAUACUCACCCUUGCCGUCGACUUGGAUGAUCGGGCCCUUGACUUAGAUGAUCAUAUCACAAAGCUCUGUGUUUGGCAUUGGAUCAACUCUCAUCUGGUCGACUGAGCUGUUAUUUCUUUGCCUUCUCGCUGGCUGCCACCUGGUGGAGAAGUUGCCUCUCAGUUGUCUUACCCUUUCUCUCUCUCUCUCUCUCGCUCUCUCUCUUUCUCCCUCUUAUUCUCUCACCCAUAUGACUGUAUGUCUGUGUAUGAGUCGUGUCAAUUCCUGCCCGAUAUGGUUGGUUUGUAUAGCUGCUUGGCUAGUGAUUGAGGUUAGGUCCCAGUGCAAAAGCUGAAUUCUCAGCAUUGCUCUUUGAGUACUGCAUUCAGCAGGCCCUAUAUUUCUGUUGACAUAAAUUUCAUAAACUUCAGGAGGUGGGGACAGGUGCAGGACAUUUCACCAUGACCCUUGCUUUUGCGUAGUUGCAAAUCCUGAAUGAAUUGGAAGGUCUUUAGGCUUAACAUUAGAGGAGGAGGCUGCAUUGCAAUUGUGGUGUUUUUUUUUCUGGGUUUAAUUCCACACAAUGCAUUCAUAACGCUAUGGAUGUUGGCUCAACAUUCAGGAAGCAAGAUUGAAUAUAUAGGCCUAUAUGAAUAUAUAAGAAAGUAUAUUUUUGUUAGACUAUACAUUGUAGAUUUUUACAUAAAUGACAAUAUUAGUUUGAAAAUGAAGAAUAUAUCAUAGAGGCAAGGAAGAAGAGUGUAUCACAAAGAAAAUUAAAUGACAUACCCAAAAGGCUGCAAAUCAAAUCAGUCAGUCAGUCAUCUUUUUUUCUAAUGAGGGAGAGAGGGAAAGAUGUAGUUUAAGCAAGCACACUGGCUCAACCACAGAAACAGGGUUGUUCCCAUUUCAAGGGGAUGGUCACAACUGUCCAAGGGAGCUGAAGAGCCAUGCAAAGAACUAAACUGCAAAAUUCGACACAUCACAUUUCAAUUUCUCUUGGUGUGGGAAAUGUUGAGACAAAAGCAAUGCCACUGUCUGCAACUAAAUCCAUUGGAGAUCAAAGUGUUCUUAUGGACGGGUGGUGUAGCUACUAAAAGGCAAUGCCUGCCCUCUGGACUUUGCCUUGCUCAUACAAUUAUGCAACUGGUUUUGAAUGUACCAUUCAAAUAUAGAUUGCCCUUAUUUUCUUUUUUUUGUUUUGUUUUUUAUUUAUUUCAAGGUUGUUGUAGUUUUGUCUGCAGCAUUCCUAGGAGAUGACACCGAUGGGGAACUUUGGUAUUCCUGUACAGUUAAAGUCGGUGGGAAAUUUCUGUGGAAAUUAGGUGGUACAACAGUGUUAUCUGUGGCAAUUGUUAUGCUCCUUAUAUGGAAUGCCACAGACUUGCGCUAUAGUCUUUGUGUUGCAAACAAAACAUAUCACAUCACCAUUUUUGAAGUGGGAAGGGAGGGAAAGAGGGGAAAUCUUUCAAUAUUAAGAGUGGCCUUUUCAUUCUCAAGACGAAACUGGUCGUAUUUGGAGAGUGAAGACUUACCAGUGCCUAAACUUAAAAUUUUCUUUCAGUGCGUAAAACAUUUUCCCUCUCUAUUUUAACAGCAUAACAUUGUAUGUGUUGCUGUCAUAAGAGGUACAUCCCAAUGUUUUUUUUUUUUUUUUUUUUCCCCAUGACAUUCUUUUGGGGGAAAUAUGAAAUGGAAUAAUUUACAUUUUUCAAUGUAUCUAAUGAAACAUUUAACAUGUGUAAAUGUCUUUUUUUAAGUUUGGUAUGAUCUUUUACCUAUGUCAAUGCUGUGGGGGAAAUCUGUCAGGUUUGGUUUAUUUUGUUAACCCCCACUUUUCUUUAUCCCCACUUUGUUUUUCUUCUUUUUCUACUUUGUCAUUUCUAUGCCUCUUGACACUACUGGGUUGCAAAACCUGAGGUUUCAGUCUUUAGCUCUUUGUUCUGUGAAGCACCUCAGAAUGUAAAACUUUGAUGGUAGAAGGGGCCUCUUUUUCUUUUUAAAAAAAUCACCUGAACUGGAGCUCUUUUAUACUAUACUGUCAGCAAAAUUCCUCCUUUAAAUCCGUAGAAUAGGCUUUUGAGUCUGCAAAGAUGUAAUUUUGUCUUUUUUUUUUGGAAAUAUUCUUAUGACGUCUGCUUUGACACUGUCCACAUUUUCAGCAUCUCUGUAAGUCAGAGCUUUGAGUGGCGUUGAUAGUAUCCGAUUGUACGAGGCAAUGUUUUGCAUUUCACUUCGAGAUUUGUUAAUUUUCUAUCACGAGGUGAUACUCGUUGAGGGUGAUUGCAGUUUGUCCCUAUAAAUGGACUGAAUCAUAUUCACAGAAGUUGAAUAAUAAAAUGUACUAAGUGUAAGUAUGCUAAGGUCCUGGGCUGGAGUGAGAAUGAGUGGUCUUGCAUCUCCAUCACAGUACCUUUCAGAACCAGGCAUCUUACAUCUGCAGUACGGACAUGAACAAUACUGCUGUUGUGUCUUCAGAGUGCCUCCAGUUUAGGUCUUUUUUUGUUAUCAUUUUGUUUUAUAUAUAAAUAUAUAUAUAAAGUAGGUAUUGAGAACUGUCGUGUAUAUAACAGUAAUGUAGCAAUAAAUGUGCCAUUUUUAAUGACAGAAAUAUACCUUUUUUCAAUGUCCGGCUUUGAAUCUUGUAUACUUCAAAAAAGAAUAAAAUCAAUUGAAGCGUUGUAAUAAAAGUUUUAUCAUA
Alosa alosa (allis shad) is the source of this 6229-nucleotide messenger RNA. RefSeq names its product transcription factor 3b (gene tcf3b). Gene Ontology annotation, biological process: regulation of transcription by RNA polymerase II. The coding region runs from base 551 to 2557 and encodes 668 amino acids. Gene Ontology annotation, cellular component: transcription regulator complex. Gene Ontology annotation, molecular function: DNA-binding transcription factor activity, RNA polymerase II-specific; protein dimerization activity; RNA polymerase II cis-regulatory region sequence-specific DNA binding. The record is from RefSeq and is a predicted model, not a curated record. NCBI's taxonomy places the organism in Eukaryota, Metazoa, Chordata, Actinopteri, Clupeiformes, Clupeidae. The transcript is spliced from 21 exons.